Messenger RNA from Ipomoea nil (Japanese morning glory), 2882 nucleotides. Its product is annotated as disease resistance protein RPM1-like. Gene Ontology annotation, biological process: defense response to other organism. Bases 148 to 2823 code for a protein of 891 amino acids. The record is from RefSeq and is a predicted model, not a curated record. Lineage: Eukaryota; Viridiplantae; Streptophyta; Magnoliopsida; Solanales; Convolvulaceae. Gene Ontology annotation, molecular function: protein binding; ADP binding. The transcript has a single exon.
UGCGCAUCUCAAUAAUAUAAUUGUAUAAUGUUUGUUGUGAAGUCUGAACUGAACUUCAUAAGAAAAAACAUUGCCAACGACGACUAGCUUUCCAUUCAUCAUAUCGCCAGUGAAAGUAAAACCUGAACUUCAUUCCUGGCCGUACUAAUGGCGGAGGCUGCUGUAGAGUUUCUUCUGGAAAAACUGUCAUCGUUGAUCGUUUCAGAGUACUCACUGCUGGGAGGGCUCAAAGAAGACGCAGAAGACAUCAAGAAUGCUUUGGAUCGUCUAAAGGCGGGUUUGAGAGUUGCAGACGAGAUGGAAGAAAUUGAUUCUCAAGCUCAAGCCUGGGUGAAGAUAGUCCGGGAGCUGGCUUAUGACACCGAAGAUGUUCUUGACGAAUUCCUGUUCCGAUUUGGAGGUGGCCAGACCGGUGGAGGAUUCUACGCUAAAAUCAACAACAUAUACACUUCCCUCAAGAACUUGAAAGCCCGGCGAAGGCUUGCUCUUUCACUGCAAAGGAUCAAGGCCAAACUCAACGACAACUCCCAGUAUCAGCCAAGCUUCCCUACAACCUCUACGGGGACUACUAUUCACGCCCACAACAAAAGGCCGUAUGAUAGUAGAGGGGAUGCUCGUUUGGUAGAAGAGUCGGAUCUGGUAGGUAUUCACUAUCCAAAGCAAUAUCUUGUUAAUCUCUUACUUGCUAACGAUGAGGAGUUGAAGGUUCAUGCUGUAGUGGGCACUGGGGGAUUGGGAAAGACGACUUUGGUUAAACAAGCAUACGAUGAUGCGGAAGUAAAAAAUCACUUUCAGUAUCGUGUGUGGGUAACAGUUUCUGAAACGUUCGAGAUUAAGGAGUUGUUGAAAGAUGCAAUUAAGCAAUUUGUGCAGCAAACUAAGCAAGGUCUUCCUCUGGACUUUGAAGCCAUGAGCUCUACUGGAUUGAAAGAAUUUGUCAAGGAGAAUCUUUCGGGUCGAAGAUAUAUCAUUGUUUUCGACGACAUAUGGGGCAUUAAUGCUUGGAUGGAAAUCAAAUGUGUUCUUCCCAAACAGGCUUUUGGUAGCCGUGUAGUUAUCACGACGCGGAAUAGCGAAUUAGGUGCCCAAGCAUGUCAUGAUACCCGUGGUGUUGUAUACUCUUUAAAGCAUUUGUCUCCUGAAGAUUCUUCGACUUUGUUUUGCAGAAAGACAUUCUUAUGUGAUUCAUGUCCGCAACACUUGGUUAAUAUCACCACAAACAUCUUAAAUAGAUGUUGUGGUUUACCCCUAGCGAUUGUGGUGAUUGCGGGGGUGUUGGCCACAAAGACUGAGGACAUUGAAGAAUGUGAAAGAUUCCAGCAAAGCCUCAACUUCCAAUUAGUAGAAGGCAAUGACACGAUGAAGAACAUGAAGAAUAUACUUUCUCUCAGUUACUAUGAUUUACCAUAUUAUUUAAAGUAUUGUUUUUUGUACUUGUGCAUCUUCCCAGAGGAUUUCAUCAUCCAAAGAAUGCAAGUGGUUCGACUGUGGAUUGCAGAAGGAUUUGUUAGAGAGAACAACGGACAAGUAAAAGGAAAAAUCGCUGAAGCCUAUCUUGAUGAAUUAAUUCAUCGAAACUUAAUCCAAAUUGAAAGAAAAACUAGAAUUGAAAAGAUUAAGGGUUUCCGAGUGCAUGACAUUUUACGAGAAGUUGUUCUUUCUAAGUCAGUGGAGCAAAACUUUGCAACCAUUGCUAAUGGACGAAACAUAGAAUCGUCCAACAAGUUUCGACGCCUAGCAAUCCAUAAAUUUGAUGACCAAAUUCUAAAGAGCACUUCAUCAAAAAAGCAUCUUCAUUCCUUAUUGGUCAUCAAACCCCUUUCAACCUUGAAUGUGCUACUUUUGUUAUCAAAGUUCUUCACGGGAAGUUAUUAUAAUCCUCUAAAGGUCUUGGAUUUAGGCAAUUCUCAACUAGAGGAAAUCCCAGAGCAAGUUUUUAACUUGUUUCAACUGAAGUAUUUGAGUUUAAGGGGUACAAAGUUGAGAAGCGUUCCUAAGUCUAUUGGAUGCCUUCAAAAUUUAGAGACACUUGAUUUGAGGUACACUCAUGUGAAUGAGUUACCAGCUGAGCUCUCAAAACUAUGUAAACUUCGACAUCUCCUCUGUUACUCGAAUUCUCUUGGGUGUUAUGAUCUUUGGAGUUGGAGUAUUGAUGGUGAAAUACCAAGCUUUAAUGCUCUAUUUAAGGUUGGGGAAUUAUUGUUUUUACAAAAGUUGUGUCAUAUACAAGCAAACGAUACUACCGGGGAGAAAGUAGUGUCUGAGAUAGGAAAGCUAACACAACUAACAAGACUAGGAGUUACUAAGCUGAGACAAGAAGAUUGCAUAGAAUUAUGUUCGUCCUUGAAAAAGUUGACAAAUCUUUGCUCUUUAGAUCUUUGUUUGGCUUCAGAAGAUGAGAUCCUUGAUAUUACACUUGAUCUUCCUCUUCGUCUUCAUCAAUUAAAAUUAACAAUUCUUUUUCUUGUGAAGUCUUAUGAAGGGGAAGGAUUGUGCUUCAAGGCCGAAAAGUUCUCAAAGCUCAAGUUCCUGUAUAUCUCUGGGUUUCCGGCACUAAAAUGGAUAACAAUGGAGGAAGGUUCAUUGCGUCAUCUCGAAACGUUUUCGGUGCGUAAUUGCGAACUGCUUGAACAGGUGCCAGUAGGUAUUGAAUAUUUGUCUAAUCUUAAGGACAUUCAUUUCCAUGAAUUGGCUGACAAAUUGAUGGAAACUUUAGAGCCAAAUGGUAAAUACUAUGCAAAAAUAUCUCGCAUCCCAAGCAUUUACACUUCCAAGUUGAUACAUGGUAAGCAGACAUUUUUUCUUAAUGGUCAGAAAUUGUAGUAUUUGUUAAUGGUCAUGUAAGUUGUGUUAGUUUUUAAUUAAUUAAUAAGGUGUUAGUU